Periconia digitata is the source of this 1647-nucleotide messenger RNA. NCBI's taxonomy places the organism in Eukaryota, Fungi, Ascomycota, Dothideomycetes, Pleosporales, Periconiaceae. The record is from the annotation of a GenBank genome assembly.
AUCGCAGCUCCUCCCAAGAAAGGUCAACAGAAGAUGUCCCUCGGGGACUUUCUGGGCGAUCAGACACUUGGAUCAUGGGCUGAUGAGAUGGAGGAUAUGCCUGUAGGCAGUGGAGCUGGAGGCGGAAGUGGAGGAGGAUCCAGCUACGGAGGCGAGAGGCGCGCGUUCAACUCUUCCGGUGGAGGUGGCUUCGGCGGUGGCGAUCGCAGCACUGGUGGAUUUGCCGACCGUGGAUACGCUGUUCGUGAACAGUUGCCUCUUCCUUCGAAGCCCCCGUAUACUGCGCAUCUUGGCAAUCUGUCUUUUGAUGCUACCGAGGGCGAUGUCCAAGAUUUCUUCGCCGAUUGCGAUGUAGCACAUGUGCGUAUUGUCGAGGACAAGCUGGAAAGGAAGCCGAAAGGUUUCGGAUACGUCGAGUUCAGCACUCUAGACGGCUUGAAAAAGGCGCUAGAGCUGUCUGGCACACCAUUCCAGGGCAGAAAUGUCAGGGUCAGUGUCGCCGACCCACCCAAGGACCGCCCCGAAGGCUCCAAGGACAUGUCCACUGUCGACUGGACUCGAAAGGGUCCUCUUCCCGACCUUCCUGGACAGCGCCGUACAUCGGAUCGAGGAGCAGGUGGAGGAGGCUACCGCCAAUUCGAUGCUGCUAACGAUGCCGGGAGCGAGCGUGGUGGAGAGCGUAGGCGGGCCCCACCUUUCUCGGGUGACGGCAAAGAACGUGAUUUCGGGAACUGGGAGCGCAAAGGUCCUUUGUCCCCGGUCCCUGGCCCUACUGGCGGUCCCCCGAGGGAAGGUGGCAGGGUCCGUAGCAAUGAAGGUGGUCCCCGUGAACGCCGCCAAUCUCCUGCUUGGGGUGAGGGUCGAUCAAAUGACGGGUCUCGCCCUCCCCGCCGCGAAUUCCAAGAACGUCCUCAGGUAGAGCGCCAGCCAACCGCACCUGAGUUGGACAACCAGUGGAGAUCUAAGAUGCGUCCUGACGCUACGGCCAAAUCUCCAUCUGCCACUCCGGAUGUGAGCACUCCAUCAUCGCCUGCUCCUCAGGCUGCUGCUCCGGCAACGAGGCCGAGAUUGAACCUUCAAAAACGCACCGUCUCUGAAGUUGAGCCUGCCCCUCUGACCUCUACUUCUGAGGCUGGUUCAAAGUCCAAUCCAUUUGGUGCCGCGCGACCUAUCGAUACCGCAGCUCGCGACAGGGAGAUCGAGGAAAAGAAAGCCCUGGCUUUACGCCAGAAGAAGGAAGCUGAUGAGAAAGCUCGCGAAGAGAAGAAGGCAAAGGAGACCGCUGAAAAGGCCGCUGCUGGAGACAAGACCGCUGAAAAAUCGGAGGAGAAGACCACCGACGAGAAACGGUCGAAUUUCGAGAUACUGCAACGCGUUGGAGAAGAAGGUGAUGCGAUCCCAGAGGAAGAUGCCCCCGAUGCUUCCGCGAAUGGAAACAUCGUUGACGACAAGGCCGUAAAACCUAGGGAGAUAGUACGCGACCCCAAGACGGAAGGUGCUUGGCGACGAAAGUCUAGCACCCCUUCAGGACCAGAUGCCACUACGACCGAGAAGAUGGACGACGACGGCUGGAGCACUGUGACGAAGCCAGGCAAAAACGCUCGUGGUAAUCGCCGAGGAGGUCCCUCUCGUGCCAUUGCAUCCUAG